AUGAGGAAGGCUCUUCCUGCUACAGGAUUUAACGCGCAUAAUCUACUAUGUGACACAUGGCGACCCCUAACAGACCGACACACACGUGAUCUAUCUAUCUAUCUAUCUAUCUGUUUAUUAUCUAUCUACAUAUCUAUGUCAGUUCAUUAUCUAAGUUUGUUUAUAUCACUUUUUGUCUUUCCUUCUCUAUCUCUCUCAAUCCGUUAUCUAUCUAUCUAUCUAUCUCAUCUCUUCUUCUUUAUCUAUCUAUCUAUCUCAGCUUCUUAUUAUCUAUCUAUCUAUCUAUCUAUCUAUCUAUCUAUCUAUCUAUCUUAUCUAUCUAUCUAUCUCAGCUUCUUCUUAUCUAUCUAUCUAUCUAUCUAUCUAUCUAUCUCAGCUUCUUAUUAUCUAUCUAUCUUAUCUAUCUAUCUAUCUAUCUAUCUAUCUAUCUAUCUAUCUAUCUAUCUAUCUAUCUAUCUAUCUAUCUAUCUCAGCUUCUUCAUCUAUCUAUCUAUCUAUCUAUCUAUCUAUCUAUCUAUCUCAGCUUCUUCUUAUCUAUCUAUCUAUCUAUCUAUCUAUCUAUCUAUCUAUCUAUCUAUCUAUCUAUCUCAGCUUCUUAUUAUCUAUCUAUCUGUUAAUCCUUUUCCCUUAAUAUGUACCUAUCUUUUCCUCGGUCGAUUGCUGAAGAUAAACAACGUUGAGCUCAGUCAUUUAUUAUCGUUUUCUCUCUAUCUCUCUCUCUCUGUCAGUUUCUCUCUCUCUCUUUCUCUUUCUCUAUCCCUAUAUCUAUCUACCUCUCUCUAUUUCUCCCUAUUGCUAAAUGAUGCUUUUUUGUUUAUUAUCUCUCUCUCUCUUUAUCUAUCUAUCUAUCUAUCUAAGCCUGUCCAUAUCUAUCUAUCUAUCUAUCUAUCUAUCUAUCUAUCUAUCUAUCUACAUUUCCAUUGCCAUAUGAAUUCUUUCAGUUUAUCAUCAUUAAUUCUCUCUGUCCCUCUCUCCACCAUUUCCAAAGUUUACUAUCAUUAUCUCUGUCUCUCUUCAGUUGUUAUUAUCGCUAUCAUUGUUUUCUCUUUUGUUCAUCCUUUUUUUUCCUUAGUUAACCUUUCUUAG
Molecule: messenger RNA, 1086 nt
Organism: Acanthosepion pharaonis
Lineage: Eukaryota; Metazoa; Mollusca; Cephalopoda; Sepiida; Sepiidae
Source: the annotation of a GenBank genome assembly